GGAGCUGCUUCCGGGCGAGCCGCCCCGCCCCCACGUGGGCCGGGGAGACCAGAGUGGGCGGCUGCGAAAGCUGGAGCAGCGGCGCCUGGAGCAGCGGCACGGAGCGGUUAGAGAAGCAGCUAAGCACACAGCAGACAUCCCAAGAGCCUCUCUUCCGGCCAGCAGACUUUCCUAAGCCCCGCCAUGCAGCCCCAGUCUGUUCUGCACAGCGGCUACUUCCACCCUCUGCUUCGGACCUGGCAGGCAGCCACCACCACCCUCAGUGCCUCCAACCUCAUCUACCCCAUCUUUGUCACGGAUGUUCCUGAUGACGUCCAGCCCAUCACUAGCCUCCCAGGAGUGGCCAGGUAUGGUGUGAACCGGCUGGAAGAGAUGCUGAGGCCCCUGGUAGAAGAUGGGCUACGUUGUGUCCUCAUCUUUGGAGUCCCCAGCAGAGUUCCCAAGGAUGAGCGGGGCUCUGCAGCUGACUCAGAGGAGUCUCCAGCCAUCGAGGCCAUCCAUGUGCUGAGGAAGACCUUCCCCAACCUUCUCGUGGCCUGUGAUGUCUGCUUGUGCCCCUACACCUCCCAUGGUCACUGCGGGCUCUUGGGUGAGAAUGGAACAUUCCAGGCCGAGGAGAGCCGCCAACGGCUGGCAGAGGUGGCACUGGCCUAUGCCAAGGCUGGAUGUCAGGUAGUAGCCCCGUCGGACAUGAUGGAUGGACGCGUGGGAGCCAUCAAGGAGGCCCUGAUGGCACAUGGAUUUGGCAACAGGGUAUCAGUGAUGAGCUAUAGCGCCAAAUUUGCUUCCUGUUUCUAUGGGCCUUUCCGGGAUGCAGCCCAGUCAAGCCCAGCUUUUGGAGACCGUCGCUGCUACCAGCUGCCCCCUGGAGCCCGGGGCUUGGCCCUCCGCGCAGUGGACCGGGAUGUGCGGGAAGGAGCCGACAUGCUGAUGGUGAAGCCAGGAAUGCCCUAUCUGGACAUCGUACGGGAGGUGAAGAACAAGCACCACGAACUCCCCCUCGCUGUGUACCACGUGUCUGGAGAGUUUGCCAUGCUGUGGCACGGAGCCCAGGCCGGGGCGUUUGAUCUCAAGGCUGCUGUGCUGGAGGCUAUGACUGCCUUCCGCAGAGCAGGUGCCGAUGUCAUCAUCACCUACUACACGCCCCAGCUGCUGCGGUGGCUGAAGGAGGAAUGAUGGAGAGAGGUUGUGGGACCCAAGAACCACAACUUUGAGAAAGCUCCCAAAGCCUUGGUGAAGCCAAAACCAAAGUAAAUUCUGCUUUUAGAACUGUG
This is a messenger RNA of Chinchilla lanigera (long-tailed chinchilla), 1274 nucleotides long. It is a transcript of the gene Alad, whose product is annotated as aminolevulinate dehydratase. Gene Ontology annotation, molecular function: zinc ion binding; porphobilinogen synthase activity. The record is from RefSeq and is a predicted model, not a curated record. NCBI's taxonomy places the organism in Eukaryota, Metazoa, Chordata, Mammalia, Rodentia, Chinchillidae. The coding region runs from base 184 to 1176 and encodes 330 amino acids. The transcript has 12 exons. Gene Ontology annotation, cellular component: cytosol. Gene Ontology annotation, biological process: heme biosynthetic process.